AUGCCCAUCACUUCGAAGGUGGAUGUCUACAGUUAUGGAAUUGUUGUGCUAGAAAUGCUCACCGGGAAGAACCCAACUGAAAGCAAUCUUCAAUCGGUUGAAGGUGGAGGAGAGACACACAAGAAGAUGAUGGCACAAUGGGUGAUGGAAAAAAUGAAUGGAGCAUUAGCAAAUGCAGAGACCAAAAUGGGAGGUGAAAAUGAAAAGGGUAAGCUGGAAAUUCUUGUUAAAGUGGCGCUCCAGUGUAUAGAGGAAGACAGAAAUGCAAGACCCUCUAUGAGUCGAGUAGUUGAGAUGCUUCUACAUCAUCAAUUUCAGGGGUGA
Fragaria vesca subsp. vesca is the source of this 324-nucleotide messenger RNA. RefSeq names its product putative receptor protein kinase ZmPK1-like. The coding region runs from base 1 to 324 and encodes 107 amino acids. Lineage: Eukaryota; Viridiplantae; Streptophyta; Magnoliopsida; Rosales; Rosaceae. The record is from RefSeq and is a predicted model, not a curated record. The transcript has a single exon.